Molecule: messenger RNA, 936 nt
Organism: Pelagomonas calceolata
Lineage: Eukaryota; Pelagophyceae; Pelagomonadales; Pelagomonadaceae
Source: the annotation of a GenBank genome assembly
AACGGGGCUGCUCGUCAAUUUCAGCGUUGCACGGGCGCUAGACGCUGCCUGUGCGGCCGCAAACGUUGUUCAUACUCAUCUCGCAGCCUCCCGCCAGCUCUCGGCAUCCCUGCGCUGCUGCACAAAAUCAGCUGCCACCUGCAGCCAUCACAGCCAUGUCCGACGACUCAUCAGACGACGAGAUACCGCUCUGUAGUGUGCCAGCAGAGCCGCCCGCGAAGCGCCAGCGCGCGGUCGACGCCGUCGCGGCGUCAUGGGUCGGUAGCCGUCCACUCGAAGAAUCGACGCGCCGGCCACGCGCUAGGCCGAAGGAGAAGCCACCGGCGCCACCAGCGGCAGUACCGCAGCCCUCGGCGCCAGACGACGGCGUCGACACCUUACACGUCGCGAACCUGCCGACGCGCGCCACGGCGGGGCUCCUGCGCCAGCACUGUGUCGAGACGCUCGGCGACGACGAGGCCAAUGUGACGGACUGCCGCGUCGUGGAAAAGGCACGGCGCUUCGCCUUCGUCGAGUGCAAGGAUGCGGGGACGGCGCGGCGGCUGCUGGAUAAGUUAGAUGGCGACACGUGGUUCGGCGAACGCCUGGUCGUGAACGCGGCGCGGCCGCGGACGUCGCGCGCCGAGGACCGGCGCGAGGCCUACGAGAAGCUUGCCGAGCACGUCGAGAAGCGGGAGCAAGCGAAAAUCGAGGCGCGCGCGAAGAAACGCCAGGCCGAGCGUGACGCGUGGGAGAAGGAACAUGGGCCGCGUGUUCGCGCCGAGAAGGCGGCGGCUCGAUCCCAGGGCCACUUCGGCCAUGGAUUUGGGAGCGACGGGCGACCACUCCUGCACUCGGGGUACAAAGACAUGUUGUGAACUUCUGGCGGCGCCGCUGACGACGACGACGAGCGGCCGUCUAGGGGGGAGUACUUGUUGUGAUUUUAGACAUUCAAAC